Stylophora pistillata is the source of this 4513-nucleotide messenger RNA. RefSeq lists its product as uncharacterized. The record is from RefSeq and is a predicted model, not a curated record. Lineage: Eukaryota; Metazoa; Cnidaria; Anthozoa; Scleractinia; Pocilloporidae. Gene Ontology annotation, biological process: protein ubiquitination. Gene Ontology annotation, molecular function: zinc ion binding; ubiquitin-protein transferase activity.
UCGAAGAUACGUACUCAGUUUCGGGCCAUUAUCGAAUGCAUGAUCACAUUACAGCCGAGAAUGUGAGAUUCGCUCGCGAUUUUGAGACUGAACGAAUGGAGUAAGGGGGAUACUAAAGACCAUUUGAAGUAAAUUUUCACAACAAUAGUGCAGGACUUGCUUGCUCUGUACUGAUCGCUUUUGUGUGGAAUUUGACGGUAAUUGGGUACAAGCUUUUUCACAUUUAUACGCUGCCAUCGGCAACAAUGGAUUCGAUGUCUUUGUUCUCCAAAAGUUUACCAGUUUUGAACAAGAAGGACAACACUAGUGGCAGUAAAGUUAGUCAGCCAUAUUCCUUUUACAGCAAAAAGCUCGGCAUGGCAAGUGAGCCACUACUGUUGUCAGCAGACUCAGAGUGUGAAGUAUCAGAAGUACCAGAAGUAAAGGAAUUGGAUGCUUCUCGCAAUCAUUGUGAGCAAGCUUCAAGUUAUACCUGCCCUUCGCAUUAUUUGGUGGACAAAGAAAAUGGUACAGGUUCAGCAGAUUUCUGCUUUUUCUGCUCACAACAGGGGCCAGUGAUCCAGGAGAGCAGCUGUGAUGAUCGAAUGGGUGAAAUGAAAUUCAAGUCACAAAGCUUGCAAAUGUUGAAUUCAUUCUGUUCAAACAGUGCAAAUGAGGAAUCUCAGUUGUUGCCAGGGGAUAAAAACCAUAACUUCGAAACAGUACGAAAGUGUAAUUCUGUGUCAGUGAUAGAAAGUGUUGGGGUUACAACCAAGCCUUGUAAGAAAAGUGUGAGAGAUCCUAGCAUUUCUUCAUCACUUAGCAAAGUUACAGAUCUAAGGGAGAGUUCUGGAUUAAUGUGCCGUAUUUGUCAUGGUGGCAGUGAAGAUGAAGAGCUCAUACGACCUUGUAAAUGCACUGGAACUGUAAAGUAUGCUCAUCAGAGUUGUAUACUAAACUGGGUUUCAAAAUCUGGACAUCAGAGUUGUGAGUUAUGCAAGUUUAAAUUCAAGACAAGGAAGGAAAGCGUGAAGUGCUUUUGGAGGUGGUCUUUUCCUGAAGUGAGUACAAAGGGAUGGCUACACAUAGGACUUUUCAUUGCAUUUGCAACAAUGCUUUUGACUUCUGUCACAUGGAUCAUUUGGUCUCGUGUCAGUACUACCCCAUCUGCAAUUGCUGAACGUACAACAGAGGAAGUAAAGUUUGCCUACAUGGUGAACGGUUUAUUCAUUGCUUUAGCUGUUGGUGGCUUGUACUUUGAUAGUUUAAAGCAUUUUAAACAGUAUUCCAAACGAUGGGCAGCACUGAAUCAAAAUGUGGUUGUGGAAUGCUACACAACUGAAAACACCAGUGGAGUUCGAGGAGUUAAUGUGCCAUUACUGCAGAGAGCACGUCCACAGCAGUCUUCAAACAGCCCAGCUGAGGAGGAAACUGAGAGAGGCCAGACAUCAUCAAAUGCCAGUGCUUCUAGAAAUGAUUCUGAAGCAUGGGUGUGAUGGCUGUACAGAUUGGAGUUCAAAGAGCAGUUAUAUAGUAACAAAGAUAACCCAGGUUACAACCUGUAUCCUCUUUGUUUACUUAUACUUUUGUCUGUCCACCAUCUGACUACACAUGCAACAUCUUCUACACAAAAUUUUGUGCAGUGUUCAAUGUUUACCUGCCAACCCUUCCACCUGAAAUGUGAUUCUCUGGCUUUAAGAUCAGAAAUACAAUUUCAUGCCAUCGUAUGGCUGCUGAUGAAUUUCUCGCCCCUGCCAAGGAAAAAGACGAGCUUUUGCAGCCUUGUCCGACUCAUUCCUACAAAUAAGUGAAGUAUAUUUUAAAAGUUUGAGUCAUUCAGAAAGGAGAGAAGUACUUGUGAUUGAUUUUGCUCCCCCUGAAAAAAGUCAUUUUAGAAGGGAGACCUCUGAAGGUAAGGUUGUCACAACUCUCCUGAACAUCCUUGUAAAUUUGGAACAACCCUGACAGCUUUAAAGAUGAUCCCUACCUCUAAGAAAAAAUAUCACGCCUUAGCAGUUAGUAGGUAUAUUGAUUAACAAAAUACAUGAAGUUGGUCUCCUGCCUGUGUAUUGGUGGCAGUCAGAAAUAAAUUGGCAAGAAAGCACAGCUAUUACAUUGCAAAGGUUAGAUGAAAAACUUCCCUUUUUUAACCCAGCUGACAAAACAAAUGGCCAUAAAAUAAUUUAAAAUAAAAAGAUGGGUGAUGGAAGCAUGGUAUAUCUAUACCUGGAACCAUAAACCUGUUUGUGUAAAUAUGGUGUAUCAUCCCGGUGAAAAAAUACAUUAUUAAUGGUAGUUAUAUAUUUAAACCAUUCAAUGAAAUGUGAGGCAAGGAGGUCAGGGGCUUUCCUUGAGGCAAGUUCUAGGAAAUAAGCCAAUUCCAUUGUUUUCUUUUUUGUUUUUGAAUAUUGUUAGAUUUCUUUCAGACACAAAAUGUAGUAUUGUUUUCACCCCCUCAAUCCCAUUAAUGAACUAAACUUUUUUGCCAUUUUAUAGUUAUUUUUAUUUAUUUUUUUUUGACCACAGCUAUCUCAUUUAUUGUAUUAUUAACCUCUAAGAUAUCAGGAGCAAGGCAGAAAGCCAUUAUGUUGCUCUUUCGCUGCUUGGAGGCAGAUAGGCUAUUUGGCAUCUGAGGUAGCAUGCACGAAAAGGCACAAUUCACUUGUGUUGUUUGUGUGAGAGAGAAUUACGACCAAUUAUGGCUUUAACCCAUUGACACCCAAAAGUGAUUAACAUGUACAACUUUUCCCUAUCAUAUCCAUAGUUUAUCUAGUAAGCUGGUGAUCAAUAUACUGAAACUUAUCAGAUAAGAAACGUUAUUUUGAUCUAAAACUAAACUCUCUUAUCUCAUUUACAAGGAAAUGUGUGACAACUAGAAGGGAGAAUUAUUAAUCAGAUCUUGGGAGUUCAACGGUUAUUUCAUGACAAAGUGUGAAGCCGCAUAUACUUUCUUUAUUUUCUCCUCUGAUAUUCCCCUGUUUUGGAGUUGUCCCCUCCUCCACUUCUCACCGUAUUUUCUCCUCUGAUAUUCCCCUGUUUUGGAGUUGCCCCCUCCUCCACUUCUCACCGUAUGGGUCCGAAACACUACAAUCUGACGAUAGGAAGGGAAUGUACACGUAGUCUCGAAUGAAGUUAAUUUUGUGGUGUAAAGUGUUAUAUGUAUUAAAAUAUCGCUCGGGUUACAUAAUGGCACAAAUAUACUUACAGUUAAGCUAAUAUUGAUUCUUCAGCCAUGAAUGAUAAUGCAAUUUGUUUGAGCCCGUGACUUGCAGAUUUGCCCAAAUUUUUAUUGAUAGAUGGUUUGAUCAGACUGUAAAGUAUGUCGUAAAUCAAUUUGCUGGCUAUAACUUGCAAGUAAUAAGUUGUUGAUAUAUUGCUCAGUGUAAUCUUUUUACAUUCCCUCAUGUAACUGUAAUUGGUAGGGUGUAUUCAACAUGCGCGCCUUUAGCGCAAGCCAACCAGUACCUCAAGCAUAUUUGACAACUAUUUACCCAAGUGAAGGUACAGCUAGUUGUGGAUAUCCACUGCUAGCCAUCGACACUGAGGUGAGUAGUUGUUUUAGUGUAUACCAAAACAGUGAGACAAUAUAGCACAAACAUAUGAUUUUAACUCAUUUAUUCCUGUAAUGAUUGCGACGUUUUGAGACGCAAAUCCCCCCGAGAGUUACUCGGAGAUGAAUAGGAAAGGAUACUCCGAGUUAGAGUAGCCAAUCAGAGCGAACCUUAAACGAUAUCCUCUGUUUUUGUAUAUACUAAUCCAAACUAUUAUUGCUGCAAGCUACGUUGACGUAGGGUAUUAGAAUUUCAUGUAGCAAAAUAUAGAAUACAUAUAGAAUAUUGACCACUUAAAUAUUUGGUUUUGUCAAACAAAUCGAGAGAACAUGCUUAUUUUGCCAAUCAGUAAUUAUAAUGUCUUUAUUUUUCUUAAGACUUGUUCUUGCUUAAAAAAACAACUCGAAUUAGUUUUAAUAACUAAACAAACGUUUAUGGACUAUCGGAAAAGAAAAGAUACGGACUCUACCGUAGCGAAAGGGUAGACUCACUGUGGUCUGCGUCUACAGAAAGGAGCAAGUUUAACUGGUUCCUCCUUUCCAAUUUUUGUUCGCUAUGGUUAUCCUUAACUACGGUUAAGGUUAUAAUAACUUCCAUUUCUGGUUUCAGUUAAACCUUUCAUUGCUUUCAGUAAGACCCGGCACCUGCUGGAGCUCCGGCGGGUAUUCUGUUGCGAUUCGCCGGGUAUAUUUCACCGCGCUCAAGUCGCGGUCACAUUAUACGCUCAGGUCGCACGCAAGUCGCUCUCCGGCGGGUGCUGUACUGAGGUAGCCACCUAUUUAAAUUCUUAUUGAAAGCGCUGUAAAACUACUUUUUCCUCUAUGUUGUCCACUCUUGGUGGUCGCAAACAAUUAGUGUAGUGUUUCCAUCAAUCUUUACGAAGAUUUUGUAAGUGACUGUAACUCUCAACCUAGGGUUUGUGGCGUUUAUUUAGGAGUUGAGGAGUUGAAAUAAAUUGCAUAUUAUAUAUGUUAAGGUUAUGA